UACCCCAGUACUUCCACUAUGAACUGAACAUAUGAAACCACAUUCAUACCUUUUGUCUACGGAAUCCUUUCUCCCUUUUUUACUCGGGUUUUGAUAUCAAUUCACUUUACUGCCUGCUAUACCGUCGUCUUUGCUCGUUUGAUACCACACGCAUUCCAGUUUCAGUUGGUGUUGAUGCUUUCAAGUUCGUCUGCUGGUUUUCGUUUUUUCUCUUCUUUUUUUUUUUUUUUUUUUUUUUUUUUUUUUUGCAUGUUGUAUUUAUACUUACUCACUCACGCUUGUUAUGUUGAUAUUUUGUUAUGUUGGUUUUGUUUCGAUCUGAUUCAAUUGAUGCCGCUACUGCAUUGCACUGCUGCUACUUUUACUGCUGCUGCGUUUAUCUGCUUUAGAGAGAUAAUUCAAUACCCACUACGUUGCGUGAACGUGAAUGUGAAUGUGAAUGUGAACGCAUGCCCAUCUCGCGUCUAUUCCCGUUGAUAGAUAGAUAGAUAGAACUCGCUGUGGAUGAUUGAAGCAGUACCUAGCUAUUCUACAGCUGCGUGUAGAAAUCCUAGUAGUAGUCAAG
Molecule: messenger RNA, 565 nt
Organism: Aspergillus ochraceoroseus IBT 24754
Lineage: Eukaryota; Fungi; Ascomycota; Eurotiomycetes; Eurotiales; Aspergillaceae
Exons: 1
Coding region: 175-477 (100 amino acids)
Source: RefSeq, a predicted model, not a curated record